Neltuma alba is the source of this 1136-nucleotide messenger RNA. Its product is annotated as U1 small nuclear ribonucleoprotein C. The transcript has 7 exons. The record is from RefSeq and is a predicted model, not a curated record. Gene Ontology annotation, biological process: mRNA splicing, via spliceosome; mRNA 5'-splice site recognition; spliceosomal snRNP assembly. Gene Ontology annotation, molecular function: pre-mRNA 5'-splice site binding; zinc ion binding. Gene Ontology annotation, cellular component: U1 snRNP; nucleus. Lineage: Eukaryota; Viridiplantae; Streptophyta; Magnoliopsida; Fabales; Fabaceae. The coding region runs from base 265 to 882 and encodes 205 amino acids.
GACGCUGCAGUGCCUUCUCUGCUUGCAGAACUGAAGUCGACGACCACGCCGGAGCCAGAUGCGACUUCUGUUGCAGGGUGCAUAGAAGACGUGGCGGGUCCUGUGUCGAAGUCUUCUAGCGGCCAUCCCGUUUGUGGCAUAAGCAUUCCUUUCAGCUACGAGCCCAGAUACGAAUUCGUACCUAGGGCUUGAUUUUAUUGCAAACUCAACUAGGGUUUUUUUUCUGGCUCAGCAAUUGGCUGCAGAAUUGUCAUAGAAACAUCGAUGCCUAGGUACUACUGUGACUACUGUGACACUUAUUUGACCCACGACUCUCCAUCAGUUAGAAAGCAGCAUAAUGCAGGUUACAAGCACAAGGCAAAUGUGAGAGCCUACUACCAGCAAUUUGAGGAGCAACAAACCCAGAGUCUAAUUGACCAAAGGAUCAAAGAACAUCUUGGGCAAGCUGCAGCAUUUCAGCAGGUUGGUGCAGCUUUUAAUCAACAUUUGUUGACUCAGAGGCCUCGCUUUCCAGUCUUGCCAACUCCAGGAGUGCCGAUUGCUGGAAAUGCACAAAUUCCAGGAAGUCAACCACUAAUGCCAGGGAUCAGACCUCCUGUGUUGCCUAGACCAGUUCCUGGCGCUCCAGGAUAUGCUUCUGUACCUUCCAUGCCCCCAAUGGUCCCUCCACCAGGUGCUCCUCUGGCCCCAGGUCAAGCAGCUCUACCCAGGCCUCCUACCCUAGCUCCCCCAGCCACUGCUCCUGGAAGUGCCACAGCACCAACGUCUAAUGGUGCUCCUGUGGCUUCAUCAGCUAUGUAUCAAGCCAAUCCACCAGCACCAUCUUCUGGCGGUUAUGAGGGUUUCAAUGCUAAUGCUCAGUCAACUGAAGGCAAUCACUGACGUGGUAUUCGAUCGACAGAUUGCCCCUUUGGCAAUAUCAGAGUAAUCACGUGCUGAUAAUCUUGGCGCCUAGAAUGUAGAGAUUAGUGACUGUAUUUUUGGACUAAAGAAGGAAUUUAUGUAUUUUACUGCUGAUUACUCGUAUUUAUGUUGACCUUGUUUUGUUGAUAAAUCCUAUCUUGAUUGGAAGGGCGAGAAAGAAUUGAUAUCCAAUGCAGUUAUUUUAAUUGUCAUUUAAUUCUGUUAUUCGGAAA